Molecule: messenger RNA, 6037 nt
Organism: Cloeon dipterum
Lineage: Eukaryota; Metazoa; Arthropoda; Insecta; Ephemeroptera; Baetidae
Product: zinc finger protein Xfin-like
Exons: 15
Coding region: 288-5642 (1784 amino acids)
Biological process (GO): positive regulation of transcription by RNA polymerase II
Cellular component (GO): nucleus
Source: RefSeq, a predicted model, not a curated record
CAGGCAGCAGCGAGUGCAGAGCCGCGGCCCGCCCGCCCGCUCACCCGCCCAGCCAGCCAGCUUCGGCUUUGGCUGGCUGCGCGUGUCCGUCCAUCGGCGGCGGCAGCAGCAGGCAGGCAGGGCCUCAGCCAUCUUGUUCUUGCACCAUCGACGGCGGCAGGCAGGCAGCCAGUGUCGAGUCGGCCGCGCGCUGCACCAGGUGUUUCGCGCUCUGCGUCCUCGUCUUCGUUGCCCACUCGGAUCGCAGCCGCGACCUGCUUUCAGUUUGAACCACUGUUCUGUGUACCAUGAGCCACCGUGAUUAUCACAACAUGUCGGGAGCGGGACCCUCAAACGCCCAGGAAAAGAUGGAGGAGGGCGACAUGGACGAGGACCUUCCUCAGUGCAAGAUCAAGCGCAACUACGCGUGCGCUCAGUGUGACUUCUUCACGCAAAACCCGCGCACAUAUCUGUACCACUUGCGCGACACUCACCAAGCCCGCAUCAAGGUGUAUGAGUGCCCCCAGUGCGUGUACGCGAGCAAGCAUAGCCAGAAGCUGCAGCGGCACAUCCACAUGGUGCACGUGCUCGGACAACAGCGCCAACAGCAGCAACAGCAGAUGCAAAUGAUGCGCAAGGCGUCACCGCCGAACCUCAAUAUCAUUCAGCCAAGGCAAGAGCUCUACGAAGAAGAGGAGGAAAGUGACAUAGACGUCCCGAUGGAGGAGGACUGUAUGGAGAUGGACGGCAUGGAGGUGGAGGACGUGUCGCUGGACGACGAGGCAGCCGCAGUGGAGGACGGCGGACAACAGGAGAUCCAGUGCUCGCAGUGCCCGUUCAAGUCGUCAAGCGUGACACUGGUGCAGCGGCAUGAGCAGAUCGCGCAUUUCAAGAAGAAGUUCUUCCGCUGCAACAAAUGCAACUACGUGACGCACCUCAAAGCGCGCUUCACCAAGCAUGUCAAGUAUCACUCGAUGCCGAUGAUAAAGUGCGAUUUGUGCGACUUCCGCACGCCCUACAAGUGGAACCUCGACCGCCACUACCGCAACCACCAGGGCGACGGCGAGUUCAAGUGCCCGCUAUGUAACUUCCGCGCCGACAUCAAGCAGAGCCUUACUGUGCAUGUGCAGAACCACCACCUCACGCCCCAGCAGAAGGCCCUCAGGGGUGUCAACCGCAGGAACAAGGUUGGUGGAAGUGAUGCGCCAUCAACAGAGCUAAGAAUGUCGGAUGUAGGUUUGAUUGGCACGAAUCCAAAUCCCUACUCAGAAGACGAAGAGGAGGACUUCGAAAAUAGUGCCGAUCUUGAGUUUUCAGACAGUCCGACGCCCUCCACGAGUGCACCAGUAAAAAAGAAUACACCGCCUGCUCCGAUGCCCAAGUUGAAACAACAAAGCCAGCAAAAGAGCUUCACGGCGUCAGACUUUGUGCACCCAGAUGAUGUGCUUCACAAGAAUGGGAAAGUCUAUCACAGGAGCCUGAAAUGCAGAUUCUGCCAGUACAAGGCAUUUUUUGCGGGUGACCUUGCGCGUCAUGAAGCCAAACGGCACGGAGCUGCAAUGCCGGUGCCGCAGCCUAAAAAACGUCCAAUGCCAAACCUGAUUCCCCUUCAGCACGCCUCUCCGUCGCCAUCUGACGCUGAUAUUAUGGCCGCUAACAUUCUCUCUGGGGGCCACUCAAUUUUUGGCGGACCUUCCAUUAUUGCUCAAUCGGACGAUGAGCAAGAAUCCUUCAACCGGAAGGAGGAAUUUGAGGAUGAGGACUUGGAGGAAGAAGAGACGCCCGAGACAUUGGACAAGAUGGAUGUAAAAGUUGAGCAUGAAGAGCCUCAGGAGCUUAAAUGCAACCUUUGCGGGCAUGAUAGCAAAACGAUCAACGAGGCUCUUAACCACCAAAAGACCCACAAGAAUGAAGAAGCUGCUCAGAGGAGCUUCCUUGAGGGAGUUGGGCUCUCGUCCACACGCUGCCAACACUGCGGGGUCAGAUGUAAAAAUAGUGCGGAAUUGAUGGUCCAUCUGCGCAAAUGCACUAGCAAAGCUAGAGGUUCGGAUGCUGGUGCUUUAGACUCAGGCGCAGACAACCAGAAAUCGUCGGAUGACCAUUCUGACGAGGAAAUUGCAGGACUGCAAUGUGCAAGCUGCAGGCAGCCAUUUGAAGAGUUUGAAGAGCUGCGGAACCACAUAGAGAAUUGCAAAGCACGCAUGAUGGAGCUCACACCGGAGGUGUCUAUCACGGAGAUUAAGGGCGCGGAAUUUAUGCCUGUUGUUGCAAAGAACUUUAACUGGAAUCACGAUAAGUCGCCUCAGAGGUCUGCUUCUAAGGAUAUCAAACCUGCUCUCACCAUUGAAAGAGUUUCUGCUCAAAAUCUCAAUAGUGAGGAGGAAGAUAAAAUUGAUACAGAUGAAGAUGAUAUGGAACCAAGGAAACUGACCUUGGGAGAGGUGUUUGUUGGAAUCGAAACCGCGCCAGGCUAUGGCUGUGUAACUGAAGAAAAGGUUCCAAACCCUCAUGAAUCGCAAAUCCAGUUCACGAAGGUGUACAAGUGCCCGCAGUGCAACUUCUGGGCGAGUGCUGCAUCUCGUUUCCACAUCCACUUCGUGGGCCACCUGAACAGCAAGCCUUUUGGCUGCUCGCAGUGCAACUACCGCUCCAAUUGGCGCUGGGAUGUUGCUAAGCAUAUCAGACUGAAGGGUGCACGGGACCCAAAGCAUGCGCCUGGCGCUCGACCGCGAGUGCUUGUCACAGAUGACGACACUAGUCGGCGUAACUACUCAAAAUAUGCCAAGUACAUCAUGUACUUGCUGGUGCAGCCUGGACCAGACAUGGAAGGGCUGCCAAAUUCUGUCUCAAGCCGCAUAUCACCCAACUCAGUCAAACAGCAGAUGCCUGUUCUGCAGAGCCAGAUACCUUCCCGGCCCUCUGUUUCCAGGACUCCCACAGAGUCUGCAAUGCAACAAUUUGAAAGGUCAAUGCAGCCAGAAACUUCUCAGGUGAAGCAACCAAAGAGACUGCCACAAAACAAGAAGCUUGUGUGGCGGUGUAAGAAGUGCAACCACAGAGGCAUGAACAAGGAAGAGGUGUUGGAACAUGUUCGAAGCCAUUACACCAAUCCUAAGCAGCAGCAGCAGCAACAUGAGCCAGUGACACCAAAGAAAUUCUCAUGUGAAAAGUGUCCGUUUACUGGUAAGAUGAACGAAGUCCAAUUGCACAAAAGCCACCAUCAGCCGCAGCCAGGUGCUAACUUCAAAUGCUACAUUUGCCCAUUCUUUGUCAGCAACAAGAAGGAAUUGUACACACACAUGUCUGUCCAUGGAGUCAGUGACCCUGAGGAGUUCAUGAACAAAAUGCAGUCUGGCACAUUCUCACUGUCGGUGGCCUCUGUUCCGUCGCAAAAAGAGACAAAGCCGCCAAAGGUGCCAGACACCUCAAACAUGAAGGAAGUGCCGCUUUUCUGGGUCACCAAGGGAGGCAAAUUCAUGAAAAAGUUCAAGUGCCGGCACUGCCCACACAACAACAGCCGCAAGGUGAACAUUGUUGAGCACGAAAAGAUGCACACAAAUCGCCAAGUUUGGGGCGCGACGGACUACUCUAAUGUCUACCACACAUGCACUCACUGCAACUACACAUGCAACAAUGCUGGCGUGCUCUCUGCUCAUUUCAAGGUUCACCAAGAUUCUUACCCGAAGGCUCUUGCCCUUGUUGAUCCAUCACGCCCUGAUAUCGAUCAAGUCCGAGACCUUGGUGGCAACGAACACUCUCUGGAUAAUCAGGGUAGCUUGGACAGCAGGGAAGGUAGCCCGGCUGCCCAGUCUGAGAGUAAGACCGGUCUUGUCUCAAGUGGAAAAAAUUGCAAGCAACCGUUUCUUGCAGACGACAGUGGCGAAGUUAAUUCGCCAAAUGGGGUCCAAGUGAAUCCAGAAAGGAUGGAGUCGGACGAACAGCUAGUCUACUUCUGCUCUCAAUGUCCAGGCCGCUUCAUGUUCACGCGCGAGCUGGCCAUACACAAGCGCUUCCACAGGGUGAAACUGCAGUUCCACUGCAGCCACUGCAACUACACGGCGCGCCAGCCGCAGCAUCUGGCCGCGCACAACAAGGUGCACUGCUCCGAGUACCAAGACCGUACGGCUCUGCUGCUGAUGAACCACCAGGAGAGCAUGGACCAUCCCAAGCCCGCGCUCAUUGUACGCGACGACAUAUGGGUCGUGAACGAGCUCGACGAUUUGGGCGACAUGCCCAUUCUGAAACAUCAGCAUCAAGUUGUACAGCCACAGCAGCAGCAGCAGGAGACCUCUCCUGGUCAGUCUCAAGCCAGACAGCACUGCUGUCAUCUUUGCCCCUCAAGGUUCUUCAAAGCUGUGGCUUUGCAGUACCACUUGUCCCUGCACGGUGGAAACGGCCCAUACAAAUGUUCUAAGUGCGACUACUCUGUAAAGAUGUUAGGCAACCUCGUGCGUCACGAAGUGGUGCAUGAUGAGAAGGAGAACGAAGACCUGCGGGACGACCCUCCUAACAUUGUGCCGGCCACCGUGCAGAUGGCCUCUCCGCCGCCUGUCAUUUCGCGGCCAAUGCCCCAACUGCAGCCCCAGGUACCUCAAAUGCAGCCCCAGGUACCUCAAAUGCAACCCCAGGUGCCGCAACUGCAACCACAGGUGCCUCAUAUUUCGCUCCCGGCCGACCCCGUCUUCGGCACCCUGAUGCACGGCAGUCCUGAAUUCAUUUACCCGACCUAUAUGAAGAAUGGCAAACUGAAGGAAAAACGUUACAAGUGCCACAAGUGUCCAUCGGCGUUUGAGAAGCGAGAGCAGUACAAAGUGCACCUCAGCCUGCACGGCUCAAAGCAAAAGUACAAGUGCGAGCGGUGCGACUACUCGGUCAAAUACUAUGCCAACUUCAUUCAGCACACAAAGAAGCAUGACACAAACGAUCAGGCCCAGCAGCAGAAGCUGCUGGAGCAGCAACAGCAGAUGCAGGAGCAAUACGAGAGCCAGAAGCCGCCAGAGCUGAUGGACUUGGGAGCCGACGAGGACGACUUGGACGAUGAAACGCUCAAGGUGCUGCAUGAGCCUGAGGUGGUGCUGGUGACAAAGCCAAACGCGGCCAGUCUCGGCUCGGUGCAAAGACAGCAACAGAUGAUGAUGCUGGAGCGGCGCAAGCAGCAGCAGCAGUCUGAGAUUCCGACAACGCCUGAGAUGGCGGUGGCGACAACGCCCACCUUCUGGUGCUCAAAUUGUCCGUACUGCAACCAGCGGCGCGACCAAGUGGAGCAGCACCUAAGGCUGCACCAGCGCCAAUCAGAUAUGAAGUAUGCGUGCUGCUACUGUGACCUGGCCAACGCAACUCAGCAGGACAUGCAGGAACAUCUGCUGCUGCACUUCAGGGCCCGCAAGAUGCCCAACAGCCGCAGGGCGGUCACCUUUACCAGCUACGACGACAUGGAGAUCCGGGCCACCAAGCUGGACCAGCCGGAUGAUGAUGAGGAGGAGGAGGAGGCUGCUGAGGGUAGGCUGGUGGUGCGCAAGCUGAGCGAGGCGCAGCCCCAACCCGAUAACAGUGAUGAUGAGAAUGAACAGGACUGUCAAUUCAUUGAUCUCAGGACUGGCAAUGUGGUGCCGUACGAGCAGGAAAUGCUCGCGAGGAAGGAGCAAGCUGCUCAGUUGUUGUGAUGAGAUGUUGAGAAUCAAAAACACCCUAGUGCAAACAAGUAUUUACUAAGAGUGAGAAACUUUUCGUGAGUGGCUUAAUGAAGACAUUAAAUCUCAUUCCCACUUCAGCGUUGAUGAAGAACGUUUUAAAGUUAAAUUUCUCAGUUGUGGUUACCAUUAGCUGGAAGACAGUUAGUCUUGGUUUUACGACAAAAUCAAAGUGUAUUAUAGAAGCAUUGGAUUUAAGAAAACAAGGAAAUGAUUGCUACUAAAUGAUUAUUAUCUUGAAUGUACAUUUUGCACAAGUUAUGUAUUUAAAUUGUAGUAGUAGUGUACAAAGUUCACAAACACGCUGCUCAAAGGUUAUGCUAGCUUCAUAUAAAAUAAAUGAUGUAAAUAAUACACAAAAAAUAUUA